CCAGCUCAAUUUCUUGUUGGGUUGGCUGUGAUCAUAGGGCUGCCAGCUGCCCUCCUCACCCUGCCUCUGGAGCUUACUGUCCUCUACAACUCCCUGCUUUUCACUAUGGGAUCAUCUGACUCUGCCAUCAAAGGAGAAGCAGAAGAAAUACGCCAGGGGCUCCUCAGGGUUCUGGAGGCUUGUGGGGCCUGCGGGCAGGAUCUUAGUACCGAGGAGCUGUGGCAGAAGGUGCUGCAGGAGGUAACCGCAGAGGAGCUGCAGGCACCUUUGCACCGACUGGGGGCCUUGCAAGCAGCGUGGUGGCUGGCAGCCAGCCGCCUGGCAAGCAUCGCUGGCCUGUUCCGGCUCCUGAGCAAUGCUGAGGACCCAGGAAGAGCUCACUGCAGCAGUGGGGAGAACGAACUUCUCUCCCUCCUCAAGGCAUGGCGAGUACCUGCUGAGGAGGCCUCUCUGCUCCUUGUACAGAGCACCGAGGACUUGAAAGAGAUCCUCUGCACCGCAGCAGCCUUCCUGCAAGGGCUCCAGGAGCUGGAGGCUGGGAACUUCCCCACUGCCCUCUCCCUUCUUCAGGAGGCUGCGGGAGGAUUCUGCUCCAAGAGGAUCCUGGCCCAGAUCUACAUCUGCCUCGGCUGCUGCGCUCAGCGAAUGAAAAAACCCUCGCCUCCUCAGACAGCCCUUCAGCAUCUGAAACGGGCCCUCCAGGUAGACUUUCAGUGCCUUCCUGCCCUGUCCCACGCGGCUGCAGUGUACCACAAGCUGGGGGAGACCGAUGCGGAGCUGCAGGCCUUGGCUCUGCUCUAUGAGGCUCUGGAAAAAAACCCUCCAGUAGCUGCUUCCUCUAGUCCAUUCUUCCUAAUGCGUACUGAGCUUCUUGUCCACACGCCACUACUAGCUUCUCUCCUUCGCCAUCGCCACCCCUCUGAAGUGAAGUACCUGCUGGCACAGCGGUGUCUCCAGGAUGGGAGGGUGGCUGAUGCAGUGGAGCAUUACCUGGAUUUUCUGGCCCUGCUUCAGGAGGGGCUGCAGCAGCAGGUGCCCCUAGAUGGUGGCUCAGCUCUGCCCAGGAUCCCUGAGGUGUUCCUGGAAGCAGCGUCUGCCUUGGAGCAGGCCGGGAGGCACCAGGAUGCCAUAACAAUGUGCGACGAGGUCAUCAGCCGGACGACUGACCUGAUCCCACGGAUGUUACCAGCGGAGGAGAGGCUGGAGCAGGCGGAAUGCCCAUUGCCAGGGGCAGGGCUGGCGGGUGGACUUCUGUCCCAGAAGGAGAGUCUAUGCUGCCUUGCCUGGAGAGCAGCUGGAUACCUGCACCAGGGCUGGGCAUGGGCCAAGCUGAGUGAGAGCAAGGAGGCCGUAACGCAAUUCAGCAGGUGCCUUGGUGAUAUCUUGCGAGUCCAGCUUUAUGGGUAUGGCGUUGAACCAACAGAUGAUCUCCUGCCAGAAGUGGAGGUGCUCCAGAAGAUCAGGUUGCUCGCUCUCAUCGGGCGAGGUAUGCAGUUCCUGGAGCUGGGGAGGCACAAGGAGGCCUUGUUGGAUUUCCAGCACGGUUUGCAGAUCUCGCCAG
Cariama cristata (Red-legged seriema) is the source of this 1561-nucleotide messenger RNA. It is a transcript of the gene FANCG, whose product is annotated as Fanconi anemia, complementation group G. Gene Ontology annotation, molecular function: protein binding. Gene Ontology annotation, cellular component: Fanconi anaemia nuclear complex. Gene Ontology annotation, biological process: interstrand cross-link repair. The annotation marks the transcript as partial. NCBI's taxonomy places the organism in Eukaryota, Metazoa, Chordata, Aves, Cariamiformes, Cariamidae. The record is from RefSeq and is a predicted model, not a curated record. The transcript has 10 exons.